Haemonchus placei is the source of this 1353-nucleotide messenger RNA. The record is from the annotation of a GenBank genome assembly. NCBI's taxonomy places the organism in Eukaryota, Metazoa, Nematoda, Chromadorea, Rhabditida, Trichostrongylidae.
CGAUUGAUCUCAAGUUUUAAGGUUGUUGAUGUUGAACUGUCAGUGGUUAAUCUACUGUCGUCACUGCGCCUGGAAGAAGUUCGGCAUCGACGAACCAGUGACGAGGACGAUGAGUUGCUCCGAAUAACUCACCAACGAAUACAUGCUGUGAUAAUGCAAGAUCAGGAUGAUACUCGAAGGCGGCGUAUGCGAAGGGCACUGCCACCAUCAAACUGUGUACGUGAACAGAUCUUCUACCUACGCCGCCUUCCCCAUAACUCAGUGCCAGCACCAUCGUACUAUCCAAGAUUGUUUAGCGCUCUUGACUGUAUCGUAAAGGAAUCGUUUGAUGAAGAAUAUAGAAAAGUGGCUAUUGUUUUGGGUCUUGUCGAAAGUUUGGCGGAAUUGCUAGUCCUAGAAUUGACAGUGUUUGAAUUUCCAAGUCGAAAUGAGCAUCGUUCCCUUCGGAAACUCAUUGCUAAUGCCCUAACCAAUCUGACAUAUGGUCAUGCAGCGAGCAAGCGUCGUCUGUGUUUCUAUUCUGGUUUCAUACCGUCAGUUGUGAGGAUACUGAACGAGGCGAGGAAUCUAGCACAGGUGUAUGCGGGAUUGGUACGAAACCUAAGCUGGAUGGCUGAUGGAAAAAUGAGUGAAGUGUUAUCGCCUACAGCGAAGGCGUUAUCUCGCGCUGCUGUCGCCGCCCAUAACGAAUUUUUAGGAUGUGUGCGUGCUAUUCUUAGCGCGCUUUGGAACUUAGCUUCGCAUUCGGAACGUAACAAACGCGCCAUAUGUGACGAACCAGGAUUUCUUGCGCUUCUCAUUUCAUUGCUUUCGAAUGAUGCCAGAAUGACGGCGGUGGUGGAAAGUGCCUCGGGUAUUUUAAAGUAUGUUUCCCAGUACUUGUCGACGAACUCUAGUCAUCUCAGUGCAAGGCCGGAACUGGCUGCGCGCUUGGUACAGCUCCUCAGCAGUGCCUCUUUCACUAUUGUGGCGAACACCCUUGGUGCGCUAGCUAAUCUGAUCGCUAAGGAUCCUCAUUUGCAGUCACUAGUUCGACAUGAUGUAAUGGGUAUGAACCAAUUGAAUGUUCUACGAAACUCUGCACGCGAGGACAUUAGAGCUGCUGUCAAAGCAGUUCUCAAUCAUCUCAAUCAACCUGUAGGAUACACACGCUAUGCAGAAAUGUCAACAUCGAUGGGUUGUGAAUCUAUGUGCUCUCCCCGUGACUCGCGUCUUUUGGCAGUUCGAGGGGUUCGGAUGUCACCUGGAGCUGCAAUGGGGUGCUAUACCCCGCAGUCGUACCCUGAUCAUCGAUCUAACAGUCUUCCACGACAUUUCACUCGUGGAGGUUUCGCAGGCCCAACACACAAGUAA